AUGUCCGCUUACUCUGACACAACUUUCAGAGCAAACGAUUACAAUUCGUUCAGACCAACUUAUUCUAAUGAUGUGUUCAAAUUCAUCAACCAAUAUCACACUGGUGGUCAUGAUUUAGCUGUUGAUUUGGGAUGUGGUCCUGGUCAAGCCUCUUAUCCAUUGACUGAAUAUUUCAAGAAAGUUAUUGGUACUGAUUUAUCACAAACUAUGAUUAACGCUGCCAAUGGUAAAAGAACAGAUGAAUAUAAAGGAAAGAUUGAGUUCAGACAAAGUCCAGGUGAAUCGUUGUCAUUUUUAGAAGAUAACUCAGUGGAUUUAUUCACAGCUGCUCAAUGUGUUCAUUGGUUUGACCAUGAUAACUUUUUCAAGGAAAUUAAUAGAGUUUUAAAACCUGGUGGAACUUUAGCUUAUUGGGGGUAUGUUGAUCCAGUGUUCAAUGUUCCUGAAGCUGAUAAGAUCGUGGAUGAUUACACUUAUGAAGACCCAACUAAAUUAGGCCCAUAUUGGGAACCUGGUCGUUUUAUUCUUAGAAAGCUAUUGAAAGAUGUCCAACCACCACAAGAACUGUUUGAUGAUAUUAAAGUUUACGAAGACAAACCAGGAGUUCCUUCAAGUCAACAAUCACCAUUGCAAAUCAAGAGAGAAAUACCAUUAGAAUUUUAUCAAAAAUAUGUUCAAACUUGGAGUUCAUACCAUUCAUGGAAAAAGGCUAAUCCAGAUGCGCCAGAUGUUUCUGACCAACUAAUUGAAGAGUUGAAGGCCAAAGUCAAGUGGAAUAACAACACUAAAGUCAACAUUCAGUGGCUCACAGUCUUGAAAUUGGCUAGAAAGAGAUUAAAAUAG
Molecule: messenger RNA, 843 nt
Organism: Hansenula ciferrii
Lineage: Eukaryota; Fungi; Ascomycota; Saccharomycetes; Phaffomycetales; Wickerhamomycetaceae
Product: class I SAM-dependent methyltransferase
Exons: 1
Coding region: 1-843 (280 amino acids)
Molecular function (GO): S-adenosylmethionine-dependent methyltransferase activity
Source: RefSeq, a predicted model, not a curated record